Condylura cristata (star-nosed mole) is the source of this 1098-nucleotide messenger RNA. It is a transcript of the gene PPP1R42, whose product is annotated as protein phosphatase 1, regulatory subunit 42. The record is from RefSeq and is a predicted model, not a curated record. NCBI's taxonomy places the organism in Eukaryota, Metazoa, Chordata, Mammalia, Eulipotyphla, Talpidae. Gene Ontology annotation, molecular function: protein binding. The coding region runs from base 1 to 1098 and encodes 365 amino acids. The transcript has 8 exons.
AUGGUUCGACUGACCUUGAGGUUAAUUGCCAAAAACAGCAUUCUUAAACUACGAAAAGAAGAAACCAUUUCACAAUACCUGAAGAAAAUAACUCACAUAAACUUUUCAGACAAAAAUAUAGAUGCUAUUGAAGACAUUUCUCUUUGCAAAAACCUUAGUGUUUUAUAUUUGUAUGAUAACCACAUUAGUGAAAUCACUAACUUGAACUAUGCCUCAAAUCUGACUCAUCUAUACUUACAAAACAAUUGUAUUUCAUGUAUAGAAAACCUCAGGGCAUUAAAGAAACUGGAAAAAUUGUACCUGGGAGGAAAUUACAUUGCUGUCAUAGAAGGUUUAGAAGGACUAGAAAAACUAAGAGAGCUUCAUGUUGAGAGUCAGAGGCUUCCCCUUGGAGAAAAACUUCUGUUUGAUCCAAGAACACUUCAUUCUCUGGCAAAAUCCCUUGCUAUAUUGAAUAUCAGCAAUAAUAAUAUUGAUGACAUAAGAGACUUAGAAACAUUGGAAAAUCUUAACCAGCUCACAGCAGUUGACAACCAACUUCAGCAUGUCAAGGAUUUGGAGUUUUUACUGGAAAAGUUGUUAAAACUGUGGAAAAUGGAUCUCAACGGAAACCCUGUUUGUCUCAAACCAAAAUACAGAGACAGACUUAUAUUGAUGUCCAAAUCACUGGAAUUUCUGGAUGGAAAAGAAAUUAAAUAUCUGGAAAGACAGUUCCUAAUGAAUUGGAAAGCAUCUAGAGAAGCCAAAAAAAUGAACAAGAAAAGAAACAUUAAAAAUGAAGAUGGAAGUAACUCAUACAUAAGAAAUCUCUCUUUGAAGGAAUCUGAAAGCUUGCUGACAAAAAUUAUGUACAUGAACCUUACCUCUCCAAAACCCAAAGGUAGAAGACAGUCUAAAAUAGAGACUCUGUCUUCACCUCCGAAGGCGAAGGGUGCUCCACUGGCAGAAGCCCUGGGGUGUCCCAAGCCCAGAGCCUCUCCCGCGGCUCUGAACGCGCUCUGGGGCGAAGGGCGCUUUCUAAAGAGCCUUAGCCCGGCCCUCGGCCCCUACAAGCACGGAUACAAGCACGGACGAUUCCCUGCCGGCUGGUCCAAUUAA